Paramecium pentaurelia is the source of this 1134-nucleotide messenger RNA. The record is from the annotation of a GenBank genome assembly. NCBI's taxonomy places the organism in Eukaryota, Ciliophora, Oligohymenophorea, Peniculida, Parameciidae.
AUGAAACUAAUCAUUGUGUAUUUGUUAUUGAUAAUAGGAUACUCUCAAAUAUUAGAGAGAUAUCAAAUAAUUGGAAAUCCAAAGCCAAGUUUGGUAAGUAUCUUAACAGAAUUAUAAUCUUAAAUAAAAUCAGGUGGAGCAUAAACUACAACAAUAGCAUUUUUAGAUAAUCUAAAAUCAACAAUAGAUGAAGAAUAAAUUAGACAUGAUUAAUUAUAUACUUAAUAAAGAAAUUAAUGUUCUUUAGAAUUAGAUUUAAGAAAAAAAGAUAUUAAAGAUGCAGAAUAAGUUGGUUCUAGAGCAAAUGAAUAAUUGGAAAAUUGUUCUACAUCAAAUAAUAAAGCAAGAUCUGAAUUAGAUAAUAAUCUGGAAUCUUAAAAAGUAUUUUAAUUAAUUCUAAAUAGACUACAGAUAGUGAUAUAAAAAUAUUGAAAGGAAUUAGAGAUGAAGCAGCAAGAUUAUUUUCAAAUAAAAAGAGAGAUCAUUUAGAUGCUUUAACAUCACUUUAAUAAGUAUUACUUACAUUAGAUGGAUUUACAGGAGGAGAUUGUUCAUUAGCUGAAUUAGGUAAAGUAGCAAUGGCUUUUAUUUAAACAGCAGUAAUGGCUAAGAAUGAUUAACCUUUAGUAGAAAUAUCUGAGAUUUUUGCAUAAGUAGCAACUGAAAAUGGAGGAUAUAGAGAAGUAUAUGAAAAACUAAAAUAAUUAAUUGUUAAUUUUGAACAAACAUUAUAAAAAAACUUAUAAGAUUAUUAAGAUGUUGAAGAUUUAUAAAUUUAAGAAUAUGAUGAUCGUAAUAUUCAUUUGGUUGAAUAUUUUAAUAAUUUAAAAAGAACAGAAUAAUAAUUAAGAGAUCACAUAACAGCUAUGAGUAUGUGUAUUAAUUAAUAAACAGCUAUUGUAGAUACUGCAAGAGGAAAAAAAGUAUAUAUAUUUUUAUGAUUUAUUUUAGGUGAGAAAUUUAUAAAUGUUAGAUUCAGUUGAUAAAAUGUGUAAGGAUUUCUUAUCAGAGUAUGAAAAAGCAAGUUAAGUAAGAAAGGAUUAAAUUGAUCUUAUAAAUCAAGUUAAAUAAUCUGUUUAUGAUUUCUACUCUUAAAAACCAUAAGCUGCUUGUCCAGGAGGAGGAAGUGAUUGA